Sorghum bicolor (sorghum) is the source of this 3863-nucleotide messenger RNA. RefSeq lists its product as uncharacterized. Gene Ontology annotation, molecular function: histone acetyltransferase activity; protein binding. Gene Ontology annotation, biological process: transcription initiation at RNA polymerase III promoter. The transcript has 17 exons. Gene Ontology annotation, cellular component: transcription factor TFIIIC complex. Bases 510 to 3191 code for a protein of 893 amino acids. Lineage: Eukaryota; Viridiplantae; Streptophyta; Magnoliopsida; Poales; Poaceae. The record is from RefSeq and is a predicted model, not a curated record.
CUGAAGAACCACCCCCGACGUUCCGCCGACGUAGGCUAGCAGUGCGCAGCAAAUCCCCGCAGCGUGCCCCCCCGCCGCCGCUACCUGCUGCCUGCUGGCGCUGCCCGUACCCAGGUCGCCCUCAGCCGGGCAGCUCUCCCGCUGCCUUGUGGGCUGCGGCCCUGUAACGUCCCUGCCCUCUGCCAGCAACCUGCUCGUGGCUCGCCUGCUCUUGCUGCCAGGCGCCCGUCACGCUCAGCCGCGCCGCUUGCCGGUCCGCUCGCUCGACCGCCAAGGCGCCGACCCACUCGGCCACCCGCAGCCACUGCCAGGCGCCCACCACGCUCGCCCGCGCCGCUCGCUGGUCCGAUCGACCACGCCGUCACCCGCCAAGGUGCCGACCCCCUUGGCCACGCCGCCGUCCUCCACGGCCGACCGCUGUUUGCCUGCCCAGGAGCGGCACAACCGGAUAGACCACCGACUGAGUUCUAUAUUAAUUAUACUGCUAGAUAUUCUUGGGCGUUAGUGCCAUGGCUCCUCAUUACCAAGCUGCGACCUUGAUUGCCUCUCCGUCUUACCCAGACGCCAUUGCUUGGUCAAGUGACAAUCUUGUGGCUGUCGCAUCUGGUCACAUUGUAACUAUUCUGAAUCCAGUUGCGCUUGAUGGACCCCGUGGAUUGGUUGGACUUCGUCGCAGUGACCCUUUUCCUAUAGGAGUGGUUAAGAGAGAAGAUCUCUUGGAGCCAUGUUUAUUGCCCACUUCCUUAACACGUGAAACUGAACCAUGUGCCCGAUCGAUUUCAUGGUCUCAACUAGGAUUUGCACCUAACUCUGGGUGUUUGCUGGCUGUUUGCACUGCGGAUGGUCAUGUGAGGCUUUACCGGUCACCAAUUUGGGAGUUAUGUGAUGAAUGGGUUGAAGUCGCAGAUAUAUCACAGUUGCUGUUUAACUACUAUAAAACUACAAACUUCGGAGAGGAUAGUGGUUCUCAUUUGACUUCUCCGAAGAAUACAAAUACUGGGGAGACAGAGGCUUUAGGAUCUACUUGUGAAUUGCAAGAAUCUAUUUAUUUCAGGGGUCCUGGACAGAGAAAAAGAAAGUCACCAAGAGUUGAUGGUUUUAUUUAUGACGGCAAUGAAGUUGAUUUAGAUGCUUCAAAGGAUGCAGACUUCUCGAUGGAACCAUGCUCUAAAUCAAAGAAGAAAUCGUUGAAAAAGACUGUAAAACCCAGGCAUGAAGUAGUUGCUGUAAAUGAACGAAACAGCACAGGAAAUAUUAAAGCAUCAUUGUCUUCCAGUGGAGAAAACAAAUCUCUUCCUCUUAUCACGGCAAAACAGUAUGCUUGUCGUGCUGCACAUUUGUCUUCCCUUGUAGUUUCAUGGUCUCCAAUUGUGUCAUCAAGUGAUAAAACUUCUUGUUUAUUGAGGCAUUGGUGCAUUCUUGCUGUUGGCUCUAAGUCUGGAAAUCUUUCUUUUUGGAAACUAUGUAAGCCAGAAUAUUACACAAUUGAUGUUGGUGUGGUUACCAGUGAUCCAAUGCUCAUUGGGGUUUUGCAAGCUCACAAAUCAUGGGUCAGUGUCAUAACUUGGCAAGUUCUUUCUGCGGGCUCUACAAAAUCCUCGUUGCUUUUAGCUACUGGAUGCUCAGAUGGAAGUGUUAAGAUAUGGUUAGGGAAUAUUGAAGGGUUAAAUCAAUGUGCAAGUGGAGAAGAAGUGCCAUUUGUGUUAGUUGCUGAGGUCGCCACUGAUUUAUCAGCUCCUGCUCCAGCUCCAGUGUCGUCAAUCUCAUUAGCCAUACCUGCCCGGUCUCAACAUGAGGUUAGUUUGGCAAUUGGAAGAGUAUCUGGGUCACUAGAAAUAUGGAUAUGGAAUGCAUCUAGCAACAAAAUUGAGAUUUCCAGUGCAUGGCAUGCACAUGAUCAAGUGGUGACAGGUUUACAAUGGGCUAUGGAUGGCUAUUGUUUAUUCACUUGCAGUCAGGACAAUUCUGCACGUUGUUGGAUCUCUCAUGAAAACCACCUUGAAGAAAUUUUUGUGAAUUCAAAUUUUCCAGAGCUAAGGGAGUCAGCAGAUCUAUCAGAAGUCUCUGAUCGAUGCUAUGGUCUUACACUAGCACCUGGAGAACAGAUGAUUGCUGUGGUCCGCAGUUUGGAUCUGAACCUUUUGAACCAGAUGUAUCAAGUCAGGACACAAAAGGCGGUGGUUGAGUUCAUCUGGAUCGGUGGCCAAUUUGUUGGCAUUCCACUAGACAGGAGCAUUGAUAUUUGCAGUCCAGAGUCUGCAGACUUAUCCUCAAGUAACCUUAUGUGGUGGAGAUCCAACAUUUUGUGGUCGCUGAAGAAAUACGAAAAUGUUGAAAAGAGGCUUGUGUUAUGGGAUGUUGUAGCUGCGCUGCAAGAGUUAAAGAAAUCUGCACCUGCCUUUCUGGAGACUUUAGUGCAUAGUUGGGUCUCAGCUUUAUUUUCAGGCGACCCAGGGUGUGUUUCUAUCAAUGCCCCAUCAUGUUCAAUGCAUGACAUGAUGCCCUAUGUCAGCUCGCGGAAGCUACACUUACUGAACAUAAUUUGCAGAAAAGUAAUGCUCAGCAAUCAUGCACAGCAUGGUCCUGGUGCUGAAAACAGUAACGAGGAAACAACUGAUCUCUGGAACACUCUUUUGGUAAGGAGUGAAACAGAACUGAGAGAGAGGCUGGUGGGUUUCACCUUUGCUGCAGUCCUGAAACGGACAGCAAGCUUGUUCAAUGGUACCUCUACUGAAACUUGCUGGUUUCCUGUCGGGGUUGCCCAGAUGGAUUCUUGGGUAUCCAUGAAUUACGAAAAAGUGCAUAGCCAGCUGCAGUCUAUCAGAUCGAAGAUCAAAGAUCUAGGAAGCAGGAUUGAUGGAUACUCUGAUGUAGAAAGCUGCCCCUACUGCUCUUCGCCAGUCCAUUUCGAGUCGCCUGAUGUAGCCAUCUGCAGAGAAAGGCACACGCUGUCGCGGUGCAGGGCAUCGAUGAUCCUGUGCUCCGUUGUGCAGCCAGUGUGGCACUGCGUGUGCUGCGGAGGCACGGUCGACAAGCUGUUGCCGGAGUCGUUCUUCAGCAUGCAGACCUCCACCAUCCACGAUGAAGGAUCGCUCGAUCUGUCAGCAGCCUCCGUUGCACUCUGCCCCUUCUGCGGCAUCCUGCUGCAGAGAUCGAUGCCGGCGUUCCUGCUCUCCACCUCGCCGGUUUAGAGUCUUUGCAUGCCAGGUGUAGCGCGCAGCAGUAAUGUAAUACUAAUAUCGUUCAUUAGAGAUUAGUACCAAGUUUGUUCUAGUUGAUGCUGCUUGCGCUUACCAACUAUGCCCUUAGUGGUAGUGGGGCUCGAAAUGUUUGUGAUAGCUUCGGCGAUGCUUAGCUCGCCGCCGGUUUCUGGACAUUUUUUAUUGCUUUAUUCUUGGGGCCUUUUUGAAUAUGCAACUGAUGGGCUCUUUGGUUUGGUUUCUUUUGGACGCUGACGGUGCCUGAUUACCAGGCCUAAUUCAGCUAUCUCGAAGCGGACUCUGUCUCAUUCGAUUCAUGCUGGGGGCAUGCAGUUCCGCCAGGUCGAAGUGCAUAUAUUUUUGCUUCAAAGACUUCCCAUAGAAGAGCACGGAUCGAUCGAUCUGGCAGAAUGACAACGUGGACGAGGGCAAAGCAACAGCGAAAACCAAACCAGCCUGCCGACCACGCCAGCGGCCUCGGUAACGACGUGCUCGUGUACUCCUACAUUCCAGAGCUGGGUGACCCACGGUCUCGCUCUACGUGCAGUCGUCUACAACCAUGGGAAUGGGAUAAUAUUUGUGAAAUACUCCCUCCGUCCCACAAAUAAUUGUAUUCUUUAACUUCUAUAAUUAAUGUUUGAUCAUUUAUCUUAUUCAAAAAAA